AUGGCAGACGCUCAGGAGCGCGGCUUGACGCUGCUGAAAGGCAAAGAGUAUGAAGAGGCCAUCAAGGUUCUGACGGCCGGCAUCGAGCUCGCAAAGUCCGACGCCAAGACCAACAGCGACCUCGCCGCCAACAUCCAUGUGCUGUAUUCGAAUAGGUCGGCCGCAUACGAGCGCGUGGGAAAGUUCCAUGAGGCCCUCGAGGAUGCCGAGUUGGCCAUCAAGCACAACCCAGAGUGGGGCCAGGGGUACUUCCGCAAGGGACUGGCUGCCCUGCGUCUCGGGCACGAGAAACGGAGCCGGGUCUGGGCGGCCAUCGGAUGUGAACUGGAUCCGCAAAUGAAGCAAAACCCGUCCGUCCAGCAGGUUUUCAAGAACCUCGACACCAUCGAAGUAAUCCACGUCAACCCGGCCAACGCCAAGAAGAUCCUGGUGGGAAACCCCAUCAGCAAAGACUCGAUCUCCGUUCGGAUGCCUCUGGGCAGCCCCGAGGCCGAGAAGAUCUUUGUGUUUGAGGAGGGCGAAUACGAGUUUGAGACCGAAAUCGUUAUCACCCACGCCGUCGCCAUGGUCCCCAAGACCGGCAAAGGUGUCAAGAUCACCCGGACGGGUCUCGAGGGCAAUGUCCCGCACGCCAUCUUUCUCGCCAAGAACACAGCCCGGCUCUUUAUCGAGAACCUGGAGAUUGUCUCGACCACAGGCGCGGCGCUGUUUGCCCUGGCGCUCACGCAGAUGGAGAUCCGCAACUGCAGGCUUGUUUCGACUCGCCAACCCCAGGGCAAGGAGAUAUACGCCGUGACGUGCGACGGAUCCGCGUACUUUUACAAGUGCGACAUCUCGAACGAGCACGCAAGCGGCAUGGUGUUCCGUGAGAACCAGUCAAGUCUGCUGGAAGACUGUGAGAUUCACGGCUGCAAGAACGUGGGUCUCGAGGCCAAGGACGGAGGCAGCUUCCGCGCCGUCCGAUGCAAGAUUUUCCAGAACAACCAAGGCGCGGUCGUCUGGAAGCAAGCCAGCGUCGUCGAGAUGCAGAACUGCGAGGUCUACGGCAACAACUCUGAAGGCAUCAUCUGCAAUGGCGCCAAGAUGCGGCUGGAUCACUGCCAGAUCCACCACAACUCAUGGGGCACCAUCUUCUUGAGCCAGGCAUACUGCGAUGUGAAUGGCAACCAGAUAUUCAAGAAUCUCUUUUGGGGUGCGCUGGUGCUCGGCGGUUCGAAUGCCCGCCUGGUGGAAAACGAGAUUCAUGGAAAUGGCUGUGGCGGUAUUCGCCUCUGCCCCAACUUUCAGGGCCGGGUUGAGAUCCUGUCCAACUAUGUUCAUCACAACCGCGGCCCCGGCUUCUGGAACGAGAUCGAAGACAGUGCGCUGCUGGAGACGCCCGAGUACGCCAAGUUGGUGCAGGGCCCCAUCCCCGAAGCCAAACGAGCCACGAUGCAUCUCCCACCCGGCGAAACUCGGCUCCACACCGCCGCUCCGAUCCUGCAGGACAAUGUCUUUGAAGAGAACUCGGAAGUGAAAGCCCAUCCAACCGAGAGGCGCCAGGAGCAGUGUACCUUGUGCCAGAUCACCAGUUCGUCAUCUCGAAAGCUGCAGCGAUGUGCCAAGUGUCCCUCAAAGUACUGCAGCAAGGAGUGCCAAGCCCUGGACUGGAAGCGUCACAAGGACUUGUGCAAAAACUUCCAAACCAACCACGUCCUCAUCAUCAAGCCUGAGGACUUCACCGCUGCUCGAUAUGAGUGCCCUCCCGAAAAGAGCACACACGCCCUGCCACCGCUGCGCAACGGCAAGCGAUUCAUCGUCAAGGUGCUGACCGACGAAGAAGAGACGGGCCCAACCUCGCCCCUCACGCUCUACGACGAGUCCGGAAACGUCGACCACCAGUUCCGGUCGCCCGAGCUCUAUCAGUUGGCCAUGGACUGCGGCAACAUGUGCAUCACUCAGCUUACGGCCAAGAAAAUGUUUUUGUGGGCCGCCUUCGAAAACAACGCCAAGGGCGAGGUUCUCAAGGUCUUCACGAACGAGUUGGCUCCAUGGCAGGUGUGGUAGUCAAGGGUUGUGGGGGGCGUGGAUCGCGAUGCAUAGAUGGGGGUUUGUCGAUCGAUAAGACGAGACACCUAGCACUCCAAACAACGCACGCCAUGCACGCACGAGUAUCUUCCUGAUUUGCGUUGGGAUUUCAGAGCUGAGCCUGUCGUGCCGAGUUAAAUGACGAAUCCGAUCACAGGGCCUGCAGUUACUUGAUCCCGGCUUCUGAAUACACAUGUCCAGUCGCCCCAUUGCAGGCAUAUAAGCACUGCCAAUGUUUGUGCGGAUGUUGAUGAUCGCCUAUCGGGGUCGGCUCGUUUGCCCACGGAUGCACUCCACCAACACGGCAUUUGCUCUCGGACUGUUCGA
Molecule: messenger RNA, 2394 nt
Organism: Polychytrium aggregatum
Lineage: Eukaryota; Fungi; Chytridiomycota; Chytridiomycetes; Polychytriales
Exons: 3
Coding region: 1-2046 (681 amino acids)
Molecular function (GO): Hsp90 protein binding
Source: RefSeq, a predicted model, not a curated record